AUGGCGGCCGGCGGCGGCUCGGGGCGCGGUGUCGGGUCGGUGUCGGUGUCGUGUCGGUGCAGGGUGGUGUCGGGUUCGGGGGGAUCCUGCGGCGCUGGGCGCCCCGGGCGCUCCCGCUCUCCGCCCUCCCCGCCAGGUGUGUCGGAACAGCGGACGCGGCCCCGGCCCGCUCCGGGCCCGCUCUGGCACCGCGGCCGCUCGAGAGGGACGCGGCGCCCGACAGCGGACCCUCUGGUUGCUCAGCAGCCACAGCCCCUUCUCAUCUCUCUUUAUGUGAAAAGCGCAGUGAUUACUUUUAGAAAAAGAUGUUUCAUUCCUGUUUUAUUUUUCCCCUGUUUUGGGGGUUGUUUUUUCUUUAGUGUCACACCUCUACUUCCAAGUAUACUCCAGCAGCCAGCGAGGACUCUCACCUACUACGGCCUACGGAAGGGGAAGAGGAAAAGCGUGAAAGCUGUUGUCAAAAGGUUCCUCCGGCUGCACAACGGCCUCUGGGUUAGGAGAAAGGCUGGUUACAAGAAGAAGCUGUGGAAGAAGUCGGCUUCCCAGAAGAAGCGUCUGAGGGAGUUCGUGCUGUGCAACAGAACACAGUGUAAACUCCUGGAUAAAAUGACCACUUCCUUCUGGAAAAGGAGGAACUGGUACGUUGAUUAUCCCUACCAGAAGUAUCAGGAUCGCACGAAUCUUCAGGUGUAGAAACCUCAGGUUGGUUUUUGCCCCUCUCUAGGAAGGAGGAAGUGGUUGUGUGCCAUGCUCUGAAUGUUGGAACAUAAAUGUCCAAUGCCUGUAACUUUUCUAAAUAAACAUGUGCAUAUCAUCUGAGCGGAAUUAUGGGAAUCAAUGCCCAAAAUAAAGGAACAUCCAAUAUUCUCUUCA
Molecule: messenger RNA, 873 nt
Organism: Manacus vitellinus (golden-collared manakin)
Lineage: Eukaryota; Metazoa; Chordata; Aves; Passeriformes; Pipridae
Gene: MRPL35
Product: mitochondrial ribosomal protein L35
Exons: 4
Coding region: 1-693 (230 amino acids)
Biological process (GO): translation
Cellular component (GO): mitochondrion; ribosome
Molecular function (GO): structural constituent of ribosome
Source: RefSeq, a predicted model, not a curated record